This is a messenger RNA of Solanum verrucosum, 3091 nucleotides long. RefSeq lists its product as uncharacterized. The coding region runs from base 249 to 2876 and encodes 875 amino acids. Gene Ontology annotation, molecular function: histone methyltransferase activity; protein binding; zinc ion binding. Gene Ontology annotation, cellular component: nucleus. Lineage: Eukaryota; Viridiplantae; Streptophyta; Magnoliopsida; Solanales; Solanaceae. The record is from RefSeq and is a predicted model, not a curated record. The transcript is spliced from 11 exons.
UUGUUCUUCUCAAGUUCUCUCUCACACUGCACAAAAUUCAUCUCUUUUUUCUCAAAUUCUCAAAAGGAAUCGAUUUUAUAUUUACAAAGUUCUGUGUAAGGCUUGGUUGAAGUGUGCCGAAGCCCUGAAGUUAAGUACAACACGAAGUGGAGGACGCAUUGUUUAGCUGGCGCCUUAGAAUGCCAAGCGUUAAGGUUCACUGAUCGGUUUGGCAGUUGCUAUUAAAUCCACACACACAAAAAAAAACAAUGCCGAGCAAUCCAAAAGUUGCGAAAGCAUUUCGUGCUAUGAAAAAUAUUGGAAUCUCCCAAGAAAAGGUGAAGCCAGUCUUAAAGAACCUUCUUAAAUUGUACGACAAGAACUGGGAGCUUAUUGAAGAAGAGAAUUACAGAGCACUUGCAGAUGCUAUAUUCGAGAAAGAGGAGGCAACAGAAAGUAAGAAGCCUGAGAAUACUGAACAAGAGGAGGUUUUGGAGGAAGAAGCAGCGGAUGAGGAGCCUGAAAGACCCUUAAAGAGAUUGCGAUCAAGACACCAAGAAGUUCAUUCUAGUUCUAUUUCAGCUGGGACUUCAUUCAAGAAAGUGGAGGAGCAAGCUGAACUACCUGGAACUAAUCCUCAGGGUUGCUCACAAGGCCCUCAGCUGAAUAAUAGAAAUGCAGCAGCUGAGUCCCAGUCUGUCCCAUGUCUGACAUAUGUUAGAAACAAAGGAAAACAACCUGUCUCACCUAAUAGUGCUGACAGAUUGGAAAAUAAUGCUAAUUCUCGGAAGAAUCGUCUCAAGGGGAAGGAAACUCAACCACCUCAAAUCAUAUCCAAGGAGAAAGGUUUAGUCCUUGGGAAAGCUUCUCAUGCUUCAAUCCUCAAAAAGCCGAAGACUGAACCUGACAUUGAAAUGUUGGGUACUCAUGAUAUCAUCAAGCCUAAGGAUGAACCAUAUACUGUUGCUAUGCCACAGUUUGAGGUUCCUCUUGCUGUUAUUCACCCUGAGCCAUCAAAUGACAAAGGUUCUUCAAAUGGUAAUGCCUCAAGAAAGCAGCCAGACACUUCUGAAACCUCAGCAGCAAAACUGAGAGGCGGAAGAAAAGCAGAUAAGGACAUUCCAACUUCUUCAAAUGGACUGGUAACAAGUCAUGAACUAGUAAAACCUCAGAAUGUGUGUUAUUCGAACAUAGAUAUUGCCUCCUCAACUUUUGGAGAGGUUAAAGUCUCUAUAAAUUGUGACGCGGCUCUUGGUAGAUCAGACUUCCAUUUGCCUAGUCUAGAGGCUGUUGUGAAGUUGGUGGAGGAUAAAUGUCUAAAACCAUUCAAAGCCCUGGACCCUAACUUUUCUAUGCCGAAGCUGAUGAAAGACAUGUGUGAGUGCUUUUUGGAACUGGGAACUCAGUACAAUCAUGAAUUGCAAGAGACUGCAAAGGUGGAUGCAGAAAAUGAUAUUGGUUAUAGAAGCAUGGCCCCAGUUUCUCCAAAUGGAUCUAUAAAUUUAGAACUUGAUUCUGGGGAGGAUCAACCAGAGAAAUCACAGCUACCUCUUCCUUGUAAUGGUCACACCAAUAAUACCCAAACUGAUCAAACAACAUCAGCAGGGAAUUGUGGUAGUGUUCCAGAGAUUGAUCAGAAUAUUCUUGAACAUCUUAUGUCUGAGAGUCCAGUGGCUCUGUGCGGAUCUAAAAAUUUAGAACUUGAUGCAGGGGAGGCUCAACCCGAGAAACCACAGCUCCCUCCUUGUAAUAGUCACAACAACAGUGCCUCAACUGAUCAAAUAGCAUCUGUGGAGAACUGUGGUAGUGCUCCAGAGAUUGAUCAGAAUAUUCUUGAACAUGUUACUUCUCAAAGUCCAGGACCUCUGUGUGAAUCAACUCAAGAUGAAACAGGUUCGUGUGUUGUUACAGAUAUAACCAGGGGGCAAGAGGAGGUUAUGAUUUCAUUGGUGAAUGAAGUUAAUGAAAAAAUUCCUCCAUCCUUUAACUACAUAGCUCAUAAUGUGGUUUUCCAGAAUGCAUAUCUGAACUUCUCUCUGGCUCGUAUUGGAGAUGACAACAGUUGUUCAACUUGCUCCGGUGAUUGUUUGUCACUGUCCACACCUUGUGCAUGCGCAUAUGAAACUGGUGGUGAUUUUGCAUAUACAAAAGAAGGUCUUGUUAAAGAGGAGCUUCUUAAAGAGAGUAUUUCUAUGAAUCGUGAUCCCAAGAAACACUGCCAAUUCUUUUGCAAAGAAUGCCCAUUGGAAAGAUCGAAAAAUGAGGAUAUUAUCGAACCUUGUAAAGGUCAUCUAGUGAGGAACUUCAUCAAAGAGUGUUGGUGGAAAUGUCGCUGUGAUAAACAGUGUGGGAACCGUGUGGUACAGCGAGGUAUUAGCCGGAAGUUACAGGUGUUUAUGACUCCUGAUGGGAAAGGGUGGGGAUUGCGUACCCUUGAGGAUCUUCCAAGAGGUGCUUUUAUUUGCGAGUAUGUUGGGGAAGUUCUUACCAACGCGGAACUCUUUGAUCGCGUUUCACAGAGCCCCAAUAGAGAGGAACAUUCUUAUCCCGUGCUGCUUGAUGCUGACUGGGGUUCAGAGGGUGUCUUAAAGGAUGAAGAUGCGCUUUGUUUGGAUGCAACAUUUUUUGGGAAUGUAGCCAGGUUUAUCAAUCACAGAUGUUUUGAUUCAAAUAUGGUUGAAAUACCAGUUGAAAUAGAGACUCCAGAUCACCACUACUAUCAUCUUGCUUUUUUCACUACAAGAAAGGUUAAAGCAUUGGAAGAGCUCACUUGGGAUUAUGGUAUUGAUUUCGAUGACCACGAACAUCCAGUGAAAGCAUUUAAAUGCCAGUGUGGUAGCAAGUCCUGCCGAAAUAUGAAACGUCCAAGAAGAACCAGAGCAAGGAGAGGAUGGUAAUUAUUUCCAAACAACUUGUGGCUGAUUUCUGGCCUUGGGUGAUCAAGAAAGGUGCUAUGACUGGAAGUUUGAAGACUCUGAUUAUCUAGAAUUUUUGUAGGGUUCUGGUGAACUUGUGUACACUGCAGAAGGGCCCACAUAGUUGUAUUUGCAGAUCCUAUGGCGAAUAUAAGCUUUAGAUUUGUUCCCUUGUUGUAUAUAAGAAUCUUUUGGUA